Molecule: messenger RNA, 1704 nt
Organism: Rosa chinensis
Lineage: Eukaryota; Viridiplantae; Streptophyta; Magnoliopsida; Rosales; Rosaceae
Product: RHOMBOID-like protein 9, chloroplastic
Exons: 7
Coding region: 300-1565 (421 amino acids)
Cellular component (GO): membrane
Molecular function (GO): serine-type endopeptidase activity
Source: RefSeq, a predicted model, not a curated record
UUUAAUUGGCAUUUUCAUAAAAUCUCUGCUUUUCUCAAAUCCACUUCCAGACUGUUCUUUAGUAAAGCUUUCCUCUGUUUGGUUGCUCAGAAAAUAAACCAAACUUCAAACAGAGAGUCUCGAUCCUUCUGUGGUUAGGUUUCCAUUUAUGUGGUGCAUGUGAGCUUGCUUAUCACAUACAGAGUAUACUGACAUAGUACUUAUUAAGGGCCCUGCAAUAAUGUUUGCUUCCAACUUUGAAUGUUCAGUACUACUAGCUUUUGAUCCUUGUUUCCACAAAUACAGUGUGACAUGUUUAGAUGGCUUUGGUUCCAAUAUGCUACAGGAUACCAUACAAAGGGCAUAUUCAACCCAUACGUAAUGUAAUAAGCGGACCAAGUUCAUCUAAAGGACUAGAAAGCCGUCUAAGAUGCAGUUUAGCACAUAAUUCACCAGAACACAAUCGUGGGAUCGUUCGGUAUGCAUCAGAUGCUAGAAUGAAUGAGAAGCAGCUGAGUUCUUUAGAUUCCUACUUUGAAAAACUCCAAAAUAGCACAACUUUGCCUCCAGAAAAUUCAAGCAAGACAACUGAGUCACUCGGUAGAAAAAAUGGUCAUUUGGGAUUGGAGGAGGAGUUGGAGUAUCUUGACGCUUAUCUUGAAAAACUUGAUAAAGAUGCAAACCAGAUUGAAAAACCAGUUGAUCUUGCAACUGGAGACAAUAUAGUUCCAAAAUCAUCAUCUAUCAUUCAACAAUCCAAAAAAGGUGCUGAGAGGAAACUGGUCAAGAGCUAUACAAAUACAACUGAUGAUAAUGGUCAAGAUAGCGAAAUCUCUGAUCUCUACCUAGUAAGCAUAUUGGGUUCUAUAAACAUUGCAGUUUUUCUGUUUGAGAUAGCAAGUCCAGUUAGGAAUUCUGACUUGGAGCUUUUUUCUCUUCCAUUGUUAUAUGGAGCAAAGAUAAAUGAUUUGAUCCUGGUCGGAGAAUGGUGGAGGCUAGUCACACCGAUGUUUCUGCAUGCUGGACUUAUUCAUAUAGCUAUUGGUUCUUGGGGACUUGUUACAUUUGGACCUAAGGUGUGCAGAGGCUAUGGUUCAUUCACAUUUUUCUUGAUCUAUAUACUUGGAGGAAUUUCUGGCAAUUUGAUUAGCUUUCUCCACACACCAGAACCAACUGUUGGUGGAACAGGACCAAUAUUUGCGAUGAUCGGAGCUUGGCUCAUUUAUGAGACCGAAAACAAAGAUAUAAUUGCAAAGGAGGUCUCAGAGACUAUGUUCCAAAAGGCAAUAAUAACUACAGCUCUUACCUUCACAUUGAGCAGUUUUGGUCCAAUUGAUGACUGGACACAUUUUGGAGCUGCAUUGACAGGAAUAGCAUAUGGAUUUUUGACAUGCCCAAGUCUUCAACUGGACGAAGCAUCAUCAUCUUCAACAAGUGGCCAAGAGGAAGGAAUCACACUUGUUAGGCGUUAUGCUGAUCCCUGCAAAUCAGUUUUUCUCUUCAUAGUGUUUGUUCUUGUUCUGAGUUCUCUACUUCUCUUUGUUGAACCUCCACUCAACGCCUUAGCAUCAGACUCUUCUGUGUAGACGUGAAGGACUUGUAUAUGAAUCUAGGUAGAAUGAUACAAAUAUGUUAGUCUAUAUACAGUUUAUACCAUCGUUGUUUGUCCCUCAUGUCUCAUAGUAUAAUGGAAAAUAAAAAUAAGAAAGGCAAUUGGUAAGGCCA